Podarcis lilfordi (Lilford's wall lizard) is the source of this 11714-nucleotide messenger RNA. Lineage: Eukaryota; Metazoa; Chordata; Lepidosauria; Squamata; Lacertidae. The record is from the annotation of a GenBank genome assembly.
AUGGGGGUGGGGGAGAGAAGAGAAUACGAACAGAAAAGCCCAAGUACUUUUCACUCCUACUUUCCUCUACCACUAAGGAAUGCAAACCAAAUGGUAAGGGUUUUGAGGGCUUCUGUAUUUAUCCACAAGACUUUGCAAGUGUGCUCUUGUCUGAGAGUGCUUGUGGUACAGGGCACAACGAAUGCUGGAGGAGGGAAUGAGGACAGAGGAGAUCUGGCCAUCAAAGAGCCCCCAUUCAAAACUCCUACUGCCUUUCAAGGCCUCCAUUCAAGGCCCUUAGUGGUUAAUGGCUUAGGCACAGACACUCUGCCCCCAAGAUGUGGCUUUGACCCCAUUCGCCACUGACGUCCGUGUUCAUACGCUCUCCUGGUUCAAUUUCCUGAGGUUUCUGAUUUCCUGAGUGAGGGAAGGCGAUGUUUAGAAAAGAGGUGCCAGACUGGAGGAGGAUGCAUAGGGAGAGGGAGGGCUUUGGAAGGGAGGGGUCACUUAUCACAGAUAAAAAGGUCCCCUUCUUUGCCAGUGAAGACUGCAGGGACACUGGGAGAAGAGAACCUUCAGGCAAGUCCUGUCUACAGAAGGAAGUGCAGCACAUUACAGUGAGUAUGCAGGACCUUACUAAUGUCUGUAUGGGGGUGCCUUGCACAUGCAAAAUUAUAAGAAGUAAAUGGCAGAGAUCUGAGGGUGCUAAUGUGUAUGGAUUACCUGUUUUGGGUUGUAGGAUUUUAAAAUGGGCUGAUCUGGGCUUUUGCUGAUUGGGAAACUCAAGAUCAGUCUCAAUGAUACUUGCUUAUAAUUAAAAAGACUUAGGACAGGCACAUGAGCAAUAAUACUCUUCUUCCCCUUUGAAAGAGGCUCCAGAUCAGGCUGUGUAAAAAUAUUGGUGGCUCUUCCAUUUCUCUAAAUGAUUUUCCCCUGUCAUUGACAACGAAGGAACAAGCUGCUUGUAUGCAGCCAGGUAAUUUUGGUGAAAAUGGUUGAUAUUACUUUCCAUGAAUUCUGGCUCAGAACUGAAAGCAGCAAUGUUUCUGGCAAAGAACUUCCUGAACGUAUUGAUUAUAAACAAGUAAAAUUCUUCCAGGUGUUGUCAUGAUGACACCCAGAAAAAUGCCAGAGUUUCUCUGAGUUGCCAGCCAUAGGUCAUUGACAUGCUGAUGAAAACCUGGAUGGAUCAAAAUCAGGCCUUUCACUGGAACUUUAUUAUGUUAACAAAAUCCUUACCAAGCUCUUAGUUGCCCUCGGAAAAUGUUAGGCAUUUUGUGGGUAAGAUGUUUAUAGUAUCAACAUGGUGUUUAAAAAACCCAUCCACGCUUCGGUAAUGUUGGCAAUUAAUGUGGUGACAGAGGUAACAAAUCAAAAGAGACCAAGGAGGAAAAAGUUAGCCAGAGAAACGGUGGCGGUCUUUCUCCCAGCAUGCUCUUGGAGAAAGGCUGAAGACGAGAAUGGCUGUUAAGAAAGUGAAUUGGGCCCUGCUUUUUGGGACAACGCAUCACUGUUAGAAGUCUCUUUACAGCUUGUCCCCUCCUCACCUGAAGCCUUUCUCCCAAGCUUAUUUUUCUUCUGUUCUUUCUCUAUCCCUUUGCCUCAGCCAUCUUUUCUUGGCAGCACCGAGGCCUGCAGACACCAGAGGGGCCGUGAUAUGCAGUUGCCUCAUAAAAUCCACGUUCAGUAAAUCUGAACUCUGUGGGACAGAAGCAUUUCCUUACCAAGCAAGUGACUAUCCUUAAAAGAGACUAAAAAAUCUAGGUGGAGCUGGGGAACAAGGAGUGGAAGGGAAGCUGGUAUGAGAGACUGGGAUGGAUUCAUGUCAGGGGCUACAUUUCUGGCUCAACCUCCCGGUGAAUACAAAUCUCAGAGAGAAGCAGUGUUUGAACAAAGAUGAUGUUGAUGACUGAGAAGGAAAGGUCCGAUACUGGGGAAAAGAAGUCCUUUAUUCAUCUGGGGAUAGUGCUUAUAAACAGUCUUUUCCUUUCUACUUUCUCUGUUUCUUUCCACAUGCUCACAGAACUUGGAAGAGGGCUAUGGGUUUGGAGCGAGCUAUUUCCUGGCCCUGCCAAUUCCAAUGUGAUUUGGACAUUCUCCUCUUCCAAAGUAUUUUUGCCAAAGGGAGUAGUGUGAGUUCCUGCCUACUCCUGGGGAGUUUCAUAUUAUAAGAACAUGAGAAGAGCUCAGAUAGACCAGGCUAAGGCUCAUCUAGUGAUGCGGCAGCUAAAAAAGCCAAUGCAAUUCUGGGCUGCAUCAAUAGGAGUAUAGCAUCUAGAUCAAGGGAAGUAAUAGUGCCAUUGUAUUCUGCUCUGGUCAGACCUCACCUGGAGUACUGUGUCCAGUUCUGGGCACCACAGUUCAAGAAGGACACUGACAAACUGGAACGUGUCCAGAGGAGGGCAACCAAAAUGGUUAAAGGCCUGGAAACAAUGCCUUAUGAGGAACGGCUAAGGGAGCUGGGCAUGUUUAGCCUGGAGAAGAGGAGGUUAAGGGGUGAUAUGAUAGCCAUGUUCAAAUAUAUAAAAGGAUGUCACAUAGAGGAGGGAGAAAGGUUGUUUUCUGCUGCUCCAGAGAAGCGGACACAGAGCAAUGGAUCCAAACUACAAGAAAGAAGAUUCCACCUAAACAUUAGGAAGAACUUCCUGACAGUAAGAGCUGUUCGACAGUGGAAUUUGCUGCCAAGGAGUGUGGUGGAGUCUCCUUCUUUGGAGGUCUUUAAGCAGAGGCUUGACAAUCAUAUGUCAGGAGUGCUCUGAUGGUGUUUCCUGCUUGGCAGGGGGUUGGACUCGAUGGCCCUUGUGGUCUCUAUGAUUCUAUGAUUCUAGUCCAGUAUUCUCUUCUCAAAGUGGCCAGCCAGAAGCCUAUGGGAAGCCCACAAGCGUGGUCUGAGGGCAACAGGACUCUUCCCACUUGGGAUUCCCAGCAUCCAGGGAGGCCCAUCGUCUCCAACAGUGGAGGAAGAACAUUUCCACCUUGGAUAGUGGCCACCUCUCCCCCUUUAUUCCAGCGGGGCACAUGUUGCCAUCUUCUCCCAAGACCACGACUUCUAAGGACCCCUGCCUUAAUCUUACGCAUCAAGGACAUGUAAAAAAUAAAAGUUCAUAAAACCUCAGGAAUAGCUGAAAAAUGUGCCCCACCAGCCAGAACAAACUUACCGUAAGUGUUCAAUGUCUUGUUUGGCUGUAUAGCUCCAGAAGCUUAUGGGCAAGCAAGCUGUUCAGACAGCCCAGAUCUGGAUUGAUUUGGCACUCGUAACUGCUCCGUGUAGCCAGUUAGUUUUAUUCUGAAUGUGGUUUUACAAGUGGUUUGAGUAUGACCACAUAUUCCAUUUUUGGUAAUUGUUAAAUUUACAGAUGAGUAAAUAUUCCUCUGUUCUUGAUUUCUAGGAACUUGGGAUCUUAAUCCCAAUUCAGUUUACUCAGAGAGCUUUUCAUUCUGUGCUACUUUCCCUUUCUAGUACAGUGGUACCUCAGGUUAAGUACUUAAUUCGUUCUGGAGGUCCGUUCUUAACCUGAAACUGUUCCUAACCUGAAGCACCACUUUAGCUAAUGGGGCCUCCUGCUGCUCCUGUGCCGCCAGAGCAUGAUUUCUGUUCUCAUCCUGAAGCAAAGUUCUUAACCCAAGGUACUAUUUCUGGGUUAGCGGAGUCUGUAACCUGAAGCGGAUGUAACCUGAAGCGUAUGUAACCCGAGGUACCACAGUACAUCCAAGGAAGGGGGAAGGUAAUGAUAGAACUUCAUCAGGGGGGAAAAUACUGUUUUCCAUGCCUAUCAUUUCUGCUCCAUCCUGGCUACAGGGCUGUCUAACCAGCAUGACCAAUGGUUGUGUGUGUGUGUGUGUGUGUGUGUGUGUGUGUGUGUGUAAGUUGUAGUCUGGCAACAUCUAGUGGGGCUCCAGCUAGCCAGCCCUGCCAUACAUACUUCAUACAUACUUAUUUCUAGGUGGGCAUGCAUAGGACUGUGGUGUUAAUGAAUUGCAACAAUGCAACUGAUAUACAAAUCCAUUGUUGAUGUGAUGCUAAAAAUUCACCUUUUUGAUGUGCAGACUGCUCUUGUUACCAUUCUGGCCUAUUAUGGUGGUGGCACAUUAUCUUCUGGAAAGCUACCAAAGAGUUCAGGCACCAUGAUUUUGCCAUAUGGUUUCUGAAUCGGCCAAGAGACCAGUUUGAACAAUUGAACUUGCAUCUUCUUCCUGGGUAUCUGUGUGAGCAGAUGCUCAGCAGACCUGAAGACCCACAUUAACAAAGCACAAUAUGGAACCAAGCUGUUUAGCUUAAAAUCUAGUAGCAUAAUGAAAAAAACCACAACUCCUCUUGAGUAUCUGAAAAGAGCACAUUUAUUCUCUUACUCUCCCCCAUGUCACUUUUCCUGCCCAUAUUGCAUCACUUAAAGUGCCCUCCUCACCCUGACUUGGUUCAUUUCUAGUAGUGGGAGAAAAGUGCCUACAGCAACUGAGUAAAAUGGGGGACAGAUCAGUUCUCCUCACUCACACACAUUAAUUUUUUUUUGUUAUAUUAAGUAGAUCCCUUGCCAUUUUGGGCAUGAAUAGGAGUCAUGCCAAGAACAAAUCUGACUGCCUUGGUCAUAUCUAGUUUGGACCUCACCAAGGUUUUCAACCUGUGUUUGGGCUGCACUAUUUCAGUUCAGGCCAAAAGUGUGGGUCCUUACAUCACUGAAUGCUCCUCCACACCUCAAAAAGCAUCUCCUCAUAGAAAACAUGUAGGUAAUGGCAAAGAACAGGUUAGAAACCCUUCACUCUGGCUUCUAAUUUCCUGUGUGGAGGCGUUUUUGUGUGCGUAGAGAAGCAUUCAGUCCUGACUUGCAUUGGCUAGGGAUGAGGGACAAAUUGGAUUCAAUAUGCAUUGAAAGGCGAAAUUAUGUAAUUUGCACUUUCCAAAACAGUACACAAACCGUAGCAGCUGUCCCUCAAAAUUUGCACUUCUCUUAAUUUUGCAGUGCAGUUGUCCAACCAAGUAAUGUGUGCAAAAAUGCAGAUACCGAGGUAAAGUGUGCAUAUCAACAUAUAUAUUAGUGAAAAUAACACACACAAAAUGCAUUAUAUUAGGCAACAUUGUAUACAAAAUUGUGUCUAUUUGGAGAAAUUCACAUGAAAAUGCUGGCAUAUUUUCAAAGGGACGUUAAAAAAACAACCACAAACUGAUGUGUAAAUGUAGAGGACUGAACAUCUUAAGAUUAGAAAAAUGAGAAACAGAAAUUAAUAGAUUCACACAUCCCUGGUAGUGUCUUAGGCCACAAACAAGUUUACCACCACUCUGAGAACCAGGCCACAGAAAGCAGAAGUUCAAAGCGGGAUCUGAGGGGGACUUAUUUGGUACCCUUAGGAGAGAUGUAGGAAUCAGACAAUUGGUGACAGGGGAAUACAAAACAAUAGGUCUGGCUCAGGCAGAUGGAGUUUAGAGAAGAGAAGCCAAUGCUAAAAUGAAUUAUUAAAUGAACAUGCCCCAGCGAAAGUGGUAAAUGUAGUGAAUGUACCUGGAGGGAUGAUGGGCUGCCAAGUUCCAGAACUGUGUAUACAAAAUGAAUGUGGGAAAGGCAAGAAAAUCAGAGGAUAAAUUAUAAAAUUAAACACAUAUGUUUAGGAGGAGCCCAAUUCAUAGGCCAGCCCUCCACAGACCAACAUUUUCUGGAACAUGCAGAGUUAACAGCUCACCUCCUUUUGAACUGUGGAGUCCUCCCUCUGAAGAAAGGGAGGGGAAGACAGCUUGCCCACUCCCACCAGAGGCAGAUCUUAAAGCCAUGAGUAGAGGUGUUUUAUAACAGUCUCCUCCUGGAGUGCAAGUGCCAAUAGGUCCCUCCUGCCUUCUCAGGCCCCCUUCAUCUGACUCUCUUGCUCCCCAGCUGUUGCUGUUUUAAUAAACACUCCCUGCUAAACUUUGCAGCUUGUCCAGAGGCUUUAGCUGUCCUCAGUGGAAACAGAGAAGAAGACAGUCGCAGAGAGAGAGAGAGGCAAAGAGAGAAACCAUGCGGAGCCUCAUCAUCCUUGCGCUUCUGGCCGUCCUGAUGAUGGCAGCUUUCUGUUACGGUAGGUGAUGUCUUUUAUUGCUAGUCAUUUGGGAGAAUAGUUUGUCACAGGAACUGAAUGUUCUGGCCACACACUUUGGUUGAAUUUUCACUUCCCCUCUUUGCCACUUACCCUUCUGUCAUAACUUACAUCCUUGGCAUCCUUUCCACACUUGUCUCCUCUGGUUCCUCUACAGUGUCCAAAUUGAGCUCUCUUCUUUCUGUUUCAUGCCUGAUAUAAACCAUUCUGUGUGUGGGGGUCAAUCAUUUUGCCUGCAAGCAGGACAAUGGAAACCUUGCUGCCAGCCUAGAAAAUCUUAGGGGCAGAUUUCCCAAUUGUCUUCAAAAUGCAUAGACUACUUUUUCAAAGAUAGCGGCCCAUUGGGAUUUCACUGUGUUAAAGGACUACCAGAUUCUCUGUGGGGUAGAUCAAUAAGAUGAAUUUUGAUAAAUUUCAAUCGAACGAUGCUUCAUGAGUAGCCCACUGGGUUAAAGAAGAACACUUGUCCCUUCCAGAAAUUCCAACUGCUUCUUUUGAAACCUCAGGGAUGGGCAAAUGGGAAUGAUGGGGAAAUCUGAGGCAAGUGGCUUAUAUUGACUGAGGUUGGGAAGCAAUUUAUCCAGUGUACAAUUGGUGAGCAUCUUCACUGGGAUUGUCAGUUCGCUUCACUGGCAGAGUCCAAAUCAGGUCUUGAUCCCUUGAAUGGUUAGGAUUUAUCUUCCUAUAAUUAUAUGUUUAUUCUUGCUCUGAAUACAUAUUUGGUUUCUCCCUCCUUCUUGUGGCACAAUUACAUGAACUGGAUUGAUUUGAGAUAGAAUGUUAUAAUGUGAACAGCCUAUCAAAGAUGAUUUGGUUGUGUCUGCUUCCUCCAAAUUGCUAAAUUUUGGUUAGAUUUUUGGUACCUUUCAUACUUGCCACUGUGAUUUAUGUUACAUGGGAUUUACUAUCUAACCCCAAAAUAACAAUCUGUGUCCAUUGCUUUGUACUUUUCUUAGCAUUCUUUUAGUCUGAGAACUAUUAUAUAUUUUAUCAACGUGAUCUAAUAAAUAUUAAGCAUUCAACCAUGAUGAACUAAGUCAGUGCAACAUUUUAUGAAUACAGAUGGAAAGGGUAAGUGCAUACAUUCAGGAAUCGCAAAAUAAAUGCAUUCAGGAACGCAGCCAAAGUUAUACAGUUAUACAUUUUUAUGUUCCCCUCAUUUCCAUAGGAAACUUAAAACAUGCACUUCUAUUUCUACCACUGAAAUGGAGAACAUUCAAAGAUUCUUCUGAUUCCAGUUCUAUACCAUAACCAAAAGAUCAUAGCGUUAUUUCUUAUUCCUCCAUUUGAUUGAUGCAUUGGUUUUAUCUGAUGCUGUGCUUGUCACUAGCACAAAUGGCUUUUCGGAGGAAUCAAUGUAUUCUUUAAGGGGCUACAUUUAUUGUUAGCUACAGUGCUUUUUUCUGGGGGGAUGCAGGGUUACACAAACCCCUAAACAUUUUGUGAAUCUAAGUUUGGCCUCAUUGAGGGGCGGUAUUUCAAUAUGAGUAGGAAAAUGAGAGAACCCCUAAACAUUUUUUUAAGAAAAAAAGCACUGGUUAGCUAUAAUUCAUAGUAGCUUAGAAUGAAAUCUUCAUGUCCAGUAGCAGUAUAUAUCUGACACUGUGAACAAACAACAAGGCAUUAUGGACCUCAUCAUGCCUUGCUUGUGAACUGGACUGGGGCAUCUGGUAAGCUAUGUUAGAAGGCAACGUUAUGGACAAGACAGUUUUGAUCUGGUCCAGCAAGGCUAUUCUUAUAUUUUUUCAUGUAUAUCCUUCUUUGUUUUGUUAACUAUGAAUUUACACACUGCCUUGUUUUCUUUUCCCUGUCACAGAGUCUCACGAGAGUAUUGAAUCACAUGAAUUUACAAGUAAGAAACGUUAUUAUGUACUCUGUGAUUUAUUGUGAUGCUUGAGGUUCACUUUUUGGAUUUUGUGGACAUCCCAAAUUCUCUUGCCAUGCCACUUAAUGAGAUCCUUGUAAAAUAUUUUCCCUCUACUCAAUCCAAGGAAUAAAAAUUAAGGAAUGCUCCACCAUCACUUCCCUGCCUUCAGUCUGUCCAAUCUGUCCAGUCAAGGGUAAUGGUGCAUUUGAUUGCUCCACCAUGAAAUAAACCAUCUGCAUGUUGACAUCUAGCAAGUUAGGGACAAAGAGAGACUAUACCUGCCCUCCCUGAUAUACUAGUUUUCCACAGGUACAGAAUUUUUGACAAAAAAGAGUAUCAAACCCUGUUAGUACCUUCCCUGCAUUCUGUAAUGCCUUUUCUGAAUUCGCAGAGGCAAUUCUGAGAUUGGCAGGAUGAGAACAGACAAUAACCAGUGAGACCUGCAACUAGAUGUUGCAGUUUAUCCUUCUUCUUACUAGAAGUGCUCCUGUUCAUAGUUCCAGCCACUCUUCCAAUCAUGGCACUCCACCCCUCCUUUCCCUGCUCCCCCAGUUCCUCAUUUGCCAAGAGAACAAUCUCAGCAUGCUCAAUAGUUACAGACUGUGGACCUUCAGCUGAAAAAGAAGCUUAACAUCCUGUGCCUAUUGGCAGUGGGUUUUUUUUUGUAAGGUGUGUGUUUGUAAACCCCUGAGCAUGCAAAUAUCUCUCCUUUGUUUCUUAGCGGUCCCGUUUUGGUUUUAAUCAUGUGGCUCUCAUCACGUUGGUUUGCUGUUAGAGGGAGUCACUACUGCAGGCAGCCUGUGUUCCCGAUGUGGAGUGCAAACUGUGUUCUGGGGAAGGGCAAGGCAAGGGGUAUUUCCCCCGGGACAUCUUCAUUCCCAAUGCAGAAAGUCAACACUGCAGAUUUCAGAACUCAUGCAAGCCCCGUUCCAGUACCUAACCAUUUGGUAGACCAGUAAGGGACUACCAUGAACUGAAAAGACCUGCACAGCUAGCCCACAGGCCUCUGAAACACUCGCAGGAGCAUGUCUGACCCCUUAGGUGGCAAGUUUAUACGUUCUUGCCCAGGACUGAACACAGCAAGGCUUGCUUCCAGCAACUUAAGUAAACGUACGUAGGUUUGGGCUAUUAAAUAAGUAUGAAUUAGAAGUAAAGGUAAGGGGGAGGUUGGUUCAUUGCAAAGAUAUAGGACUUUUAAGUCAAAUUAAAACAACUAGGGAGAAUAAGAAGAGAAAUAGGAAAGAUAGACACUGAGUCACUUGACAAAUAUGAUGCAAAAUGCAGAUAUGCAGUUGCAGAGUCAUUUUGCAAGAGCUCUUGAGAUGAAAAUAAAACAGGAUCCAGGAUCCACCUUUAAGCUCUGUCUGCAAUAUGAAACUUAACUGUUGUCCCUAAAUAUGCCCAUCCCUUUUCUAGGAAAGGUUUUCCUCACUUAGUGUCCUUCAGAUCUUUUGGACUAGAAUGCCGAUCAUCCCUGAUCAUUGUCCAUACUGGGUGGGGAUGAUGGGAGUUGUAGUCUGAAACUUCUGGAGUGAUUUUUGAGUUUGCCAGAAGAGUUUUAGACUGAGAGGGUAGUGGCUGUUUUUAUUUCUGUGGUCGUAGUGGCAAGGGCUACUGAUGCUGGGUAUUUUUCCUGAAUGUCCUAAAUACCAGAAAUAUUUCAUUCAGCUGGGAAACUCACGGAGGGAAAAACACACACAACAAAAUAUUUCACAUACUGGAGACAUUGAGUUGUUGAAAUAGGAAAGCAGAACCGAUUAACUUAUGCCUAUCUUGGCCAAAUGAAAACUGAUAGAUUAACCACACACAAGUGUUGGCAAAUAUAUAAAUGCCAAGAAAGGAAAAAGUGAUGCGACAAGAAGGAUAUUUAUGCAAGGGAAAAUAUUAGAAGUAUUUUCAAUUAGAGUGUGGGGUGAUGUCUCUAUGGAGAUGAUGGGGCCACAAUCAUGUAGCACUAAUUCAGUCUAGCCCAAAGAAAGCACUGCGGGAACCAACUGGAUGUGACACUCCUUAGCCAUUCUUACGCUUACGUCUAAGAACUAGAGGAAGCUACCUAGCCUCCCUCUGUCCUCUUCAGCACCAACAUUAUUUCUUUAAUUUGUUCAUGAGGUGCUGUUGUAAAAUUGGUUACAGCUUGCAUUGCAACAGCACUGUAGAGCUUUCCGCAGUGCUUUUGACUCAACUGGUGUGGAAAAUGGUGAUGGCAUAUUUGGUGAAAGUGUGCAACCCUGCCCAUUAGUAUUACCUGCCCACCUGCCCUCUGCCGUUAGCUUCACCACUGUCCCUCUCUCCUGCUGUCCUUUGUUGCAGAGUUCCUGGAGAAACUCAUCAGCCUCACCUCUUACAGUAGCCUCCUUCAUGCAUUAAGGCUUAGCUGUAGCCAAAAAUGGCUUUUGGCCAUCUGAAAGCGCCCAUUGAAAACUGGAAGAGAGAGGGCAGGAGUCGCUAUUAACAGCAGAAAGGCAAGAAUGUAUAGACCAAGCUGGUUGUAUUGGCCAUCACAAAGACUGAUAUUGGGAGGAUAUGGGAAGAGAGCAGUGCUUUUCUUUGUAUAGAACUGUUGGCCUUCGGUUCAACCUCAUAAUAAUGAUGAAUACCUAUCCCUCCAGGUCCCUUCAUUAACAGAAGGCACGCCAACAUCUUCAUGAGAACUCCACCUGAGAACAGGAGGAACCAAGUUGUGCAGGAAAGGUACGUCUUCUUAGUGUCCAGAGUUAUUCAUGGUGAGUGGGGAAUGAAGAGGAUGUAUUUUCUUAGGCAAGAGAGAAGCCAUUGGAAAAUGAACUGAACUGGAAAGAAUCUGAAAAUGACACAUUGCUAAUGGCAAGAGUCAUGAUCCCUAUUAUUAGAUCCUUCAUGGAAUGGCCCCCAGGACCCUGUGAUAAUAUCAAAAAUCUCCACUAGAUCCUCUGCAGAAUUGCCCCAGGAUCCUAUUGCAUGCAGCCUACUCUCCACUCUGCACCACUUCUAAGCCAUGGAAACAGCACCUGCCCACAUGUUUUCAUCUCAGGGUCAGACUCUGCACACAGUGUCACCCAUAUUUUCAUAGACGACAUUUGUGUGAAAGCUGCCAUAUUUCUAAAAACAACAACAAACCCUUUCAAGACUUUGCAGAGGUUUUUUGCAGGUGCUUGUGGACAGAAUUAGAAAUCACUUAAAGCCUUGCAAAGAUGCAGCUGGAAAAGCGGAAGUAGAUGCAAGUCAUAAUAAUAUUCUGUCUCUCCACCCCCCCUUCCCAUCUUCCCCUCUUGCGACUGUGAGCAGGAUCAGAGAGCGCAACAAGACCCCCCAGGAACAGCAGCGGGAGAUUUGCGAAGAUUACAAUCCCUGUGAGCGUUACGCCAUGCGCUAUGGCUAUGCCUCUGCCUACAGGCGCUUCUUUGGGCACAGACGUGGCAAAUAAGAACAUCAAGAAUCGCCGUUCCCAGUGCCUGGAGCCUGGGUUUCCUGUAUCUACAAAGAGUGACAUCUCCAAAAUGUAUUGUUGCUUGUUAACUGUAUGUUAUCCCACCUGCUGCUUCAUUCUUUUGUAGCCAAUGAUUUCUAGAUUCUGUGUUAAUUAGCACAAUGCUGACGUAGUGGUGGUUGGGCAAAGAAGGAUGUGGGUGUUUAUUAUGAAAUAAACGUCUGGUUUGAUACUGUUUGUUCGAAACUCAAGAGUUUUCUUUGGGUCACUCCCAUGCCAAGAACUGGCGUCUAUAAUUGUACUCACUUGCUUAGCAGUUUUUUAAAAAACUAACAAAAUACGUUUGGGUUUUUUGUUAGAUGGACUCUAGGAACGGCAGUAAAAGUGUUCUUUCACACG